AUGAACUAUCAAGAUGCUUACAUUCAAGAUAAAAAAAGAAAAUUAAGUCAAGAAAUGGAUCAAGAUUCCAUAAAAGAAACAAUCUUGAAUGUUGAGCAACAAGAAGAUAUUGAUCAUUUAAUGCAUGAUCAAAAUGUUGAUAUUAAUAAUAUUGCAAAACAUGCAAAAGAAAUUGAUACAAAUACAAUUGAUGAAUUAACUAGACAAAAUAGAGCUUUAAUUAUUAUUGAAGAAUUUUUACAAAAUGAAAAUAAUGAAUUAAAAAAAUCUUACAAGGAUUUAGAAAAAGAAAAUUUAGCUUUAAAAAAAGUUUUAAAAAAUGAUUUUCAAUCAAAUUAUAAAUAUAUUCAUAAAUCAUAUAUGUAA
This is a messenger RNA of Lodderomyces pseudojiufengensis, 366 nucleotides long. It is a transcript of the gene BLP1, whose product is annotated as Blp1p. Bases 1 to 366 code for a protein of 121 amino acids. The transcript has a single exon. NCBI's taxonomy places the organism in Eukaryota, Fungi, Ascomycota, Pichiomycetes, Serinales, Debaryomycetaceae. The record is from RefSeq and is a predicted model, not a curated record.